Messenger RNA from Lolium rigidum, 1625 nucleotides. RefSeq lists its product as uncharacterized. Lineage: Eukaryota; Viridiplantae; Streptophyta; Magnoliopsida; Poales; Poaceae. The coding region runs from base 1 to 1176 and encodes 391 amino acids. Gene Ontology annotation, molecular function: protein binding. The transcript is spliced from 3 exons. The record is from RefSeq and is a predicted model, not a curated record.
AUGAGCAGCAGCAGCCGCCGCCGCCACGCCCGCUCGCCGGCGGUCGGGCCGUUGGAUGACGACGACCUCCUCUGCGAGAUCCUCCUCCGCCUGCCCCCGCAGCCUUCGUCCCUCCCGCGGGCCUCCGCCGUCUGCAAGCGCUGGCGCCGCCUCGUCUCCGACCCCGGCUUCUUCCGCCGCUUCCGCCUCCGGCACCGCCGCAAUCCGCCCCUCCUCGGCUUCUUCGACAAGUACGGAGGUAGUCCCUUCCGUUCUUCCCUGGAGGCCCCCAAUUGCAUCCCUCCCGGGCGCUUCUCCUUGCAGCGUGACGACGACUACGACCGCUCCAUGUCCCUUGGAUGUCGCCAUGGUCUCUUCCUCGUCUUCCUCACGAAGCACCGCCAAGUUCUGGUGUGGGACCCCAUCACCGGCGACGAGCAGCGCAUCGCCGUUCCCCCGGCGUUCGAUGAAGACAAAACCGUGGGCCUGGUCAACGGGGCGGUGCUUCGCCCUGCCGGAGAGGACCCACACUUCCAGGUGGUCUUGGCGGUGGCGGACGACAGGCAGCAAGCUCUCGCCUGCGUUUACUCGUCAAAGACAGGCCUGUGGGGAGAUCUCAUCUCAACGCCGCUUCCAUCCGAGGCUAAUGGGAGCCCUAUUCCCACAAUGGUUUUUAUUGAAGACUCUGUGCUAGCUGGAGAUUCCCUUUACUGGAAGCUUACUGGGAAUUUUCAGGGAAUUCUCGAAUUUGAUUUGGCGAAGCAGAGCCUCGCUGUGAUACGGGUGUCACUGGAUAUGCGUGGCGAGGCCAAAGGCUUGACGAUAAUGCGGGCCCAGAGUGGUGGGCUGGGUUGCCUCGUCGUGUCAUACUCAGACUGCGCUGCCCAGUUAUGGGAGAGGAAGACCGAUUGUGAUGGUGCUUCUUCGUGGGGGCUUGCAAGAACUAUUGAACUGGGCAAGCUACUUUCCGUGAAAUCUGUAUGCUUUCUAGGGAUUGCUGAGGAGAAUAAUGUGGUGUUUCUCUGGAACACGAUUGGCGUCUUCAUGGUCCAUCUUCAGUCAUUGAAGUUCAAGAAGCUUUUCGAAACCAACAUCAUUUCUUACUAUCAUCCAUUCGAAAGUGUCUACUCCGCAGGAACAUUCGUUGGUGGUGGACACGAUGGGGCUAAGCUUUUGCUUAAUACGCAAGAUGAUUAAUUGUUGGAUAUGCUAUUUGAUCUAUUGGUAUUGGUUGAGCAGGUAUCUGGCCAGAGUUACGUUCUAGUGGCUGAGAUGCAAAACUGUGUCCUUUCUGUAUUUCGACUCGGAGAUUGACUCUAUGUAGCAUGCAGCGGUCAGCUUUUAAGUCCACUUGUAGACUCUUAAUUCAACACCUUCUGUCUAUUAUCUUAUUUCCUUAGACAUUAGUCAACUGGCAGUAAGGUUGAAGGCAUAUUGAAUUGCUUAGAUUAAAUCCGUACUCCACUUGUGGUUCCUUUGAUUUGCGGCAGUUCAAGCAAGCAUGUUUGUCAAGCUCGCCUGUGAACUGAUCCUACGUUGCUUAUGCUCCAUGGUGCUUCUUUCCAACUAAUGAGUAAUGAAUGUUGAACCGUACUAUCUUCCGUGUUGUACUAGGCCGGGAGGUUUAAACAUCAGAACGUUGCUUA